AUGUCAACGAUACUCGAAUAUUUCUCAAAAGGCUACCAAAAUCUACGGGAACUUCAACAAUCAGAAGAUUACGUAUCGUUGAAUGCGUCAAUCCAUACGAUUGUCUUUUACACCUUGAUCCUCACAGUCGUAUUGGAAGUUUGGUCACUUCCUACCCUUCAGCUACUGUGGAACAAGCAACCCAAUGGACGUGAAUUGUAUGCCAAGGCCUUGUUUUGGAACAUCUUUAAUCAAUACGCAUUGGCCAUUCCACUCUAUUCCGUUGUGGGGACCUUCAUGACUCGCAACGAUGAUUACCAUUAUUAUCAUGACAAUAAUGCAAUGAUCCGCAACUUGGUCGAGGUGGUUUGGAUCUUGGGAGGUCAUGCCGUUGGGUACUAUCAUGUCCACAAGGCCUUUCACUUGUCACCCAAAUGGUACAAGUAUCACAAAUUUCAUCAUCGAUUCAAUUCCUACGUCCCACCUUCGGCGGCCAAUGCGGUAGAACCAGUCGAAUACAUCUUGGCCUAUCUAUUGCCCUUUGUGGUGACCCUUGCCCUUUGGCCGCCAUUUUUCACUCCAAAAAUUCAUCGACACAAUGUGUCCAUGGCCACCUUGGUGAUUUCUGUAUUGAAUUUGUUGGUACACACUCCAAAAUUGGAACAAAAGUACUUAGUGGCGUCUACUACUACUUCAAACAACAACAACAACAACAACAACAACAACAAUUCUUGGACUAGGUGGUUUGUUUCAACGGAAGAUCAUUUGAAUCAUCAUCGCAAAUUAAAGUGUCAUUAUGCAUCACCGACCUUUAAUGUCGACAACAUUGUGGAUGACGUCAAAGAUGCAUGGUCGUCUGCAACACUGAAGUAA
Messenger RNA from Cylindrotheca closterium, 852 nucleotides. The record is from the annotation of a GenBank genome assembly. NCBI's taxonomy places the organism in Eukaryota, Bacillariophyta, Bacillariophyceae, Bacillariales, Bacillariaceae.